Molecule: messenger RNA, 1301 nt
Organism: Gastrolobium bilobum
Lineage: Eukaryota; Viridiplantae; Streptophyta; Magnoliopsida; Fabales; Fabaceae
Product: protein IQ-DOMAIN 12-like
Exons: 5
Coding region: 1-1209 (402 amino acids)
Molecular function (GO): protein binding
Source: RefSeq, a predicted model, not a curated record
AUGGCAAAGAGGAAGAGCUGGUUUGGAUGGUUGAAAAGGCUAUUCACUUCUGAGUCAAAGGACAAAUCUCUUCAGAAGGCAAAAAAAUGGGGAUGGAGUCUUGGAAGGAUUAAGCAAACACAAUAUCCAAAAAUUACAGCACCAAAUAGGACAUUGAUUGAAGCAAGUGCUGAGCAGAGAAAACAUGCUUUGACUGUGGCUAUUGCAACAGCAGCUGCUGCAGAGGCUGCAGUUGCUGCUGCACAUGCUGCUGCAGAGGUUGUCAAGCUCACAGGUGCUUCACGUUCUUAUUCAUAUCUGUAUAAAGGAGACCGAAGUUUUGCAGCCAUCAAGAUUCAAAGUGCUUAUCGUGGACAUCUUGCUAGGAAAGCAUUAAGAGCAUUGAAGGGAAUUAUAAGACUGCAAGCCAUAGUUCGUGGUCAAGUUGUGAGACGUCAAGUGUCCAGAACUUUGAAGAAUUUUCCCUCUGAUGCAAGAAAUCAGGUUGAAAUUCAUGAAAGAAGCAUCCAUAAGGCCUUAGAAAACUACAAAAAUGAACAUAUUAAGCCAUUUCCAAAGCAAAAGAAGUUAGAAGAGAAGGAACUGAAGCCUGAAUGCCAUAGUCAAAGAACUUGGGAUUGUAGCUUGCACUCAAGAGAAGACAUUGAAGCCAUAUGGUUAAGAAAGCAAGAGGCUAUUGUCAAAAGAGAGCGCAUGAAGCAAUACUCUUCUUCACAAAAGGAGAGAAAAAUUCCCCAAAUCAUGGAAGAAUCUAUGCACAACAAGGAAUUUGGAAGAGAGAGUUGCCGUACACUAGGAGAGUGGCUACAUAAAGAAACACAUGAUUGGGAUAUGCUUUAUAAACCAUCUCCUUUAAACAUGAUCACAAUCAAAAAAGAAUUGGAAGAAGAAGGAUUGAGUUCACAAAUUUCAAUCCCAAGGAAAUCAUUUUCUCAUGUAAAAAUAAGUUCAGUUGGGGAUGAAAUUUCAAUGCCAAAUUCUCCAUUUUUUCGUACAUACAUGGCUGUUACUGAAUCUAGCAAAGCAAAGGAGAGGUCUAUGAGCACACCAAGACAAAGAACAGGAUUUGUGGAUAUAAGCUCAAAUAUGAGAGAGCCUCACAAAGAAGGCACUUCCUUUUGCUGUUCUUAUUAUGAUGCAACUACCAGCACCAAUGAAAACAAUGAAAGUUCUCAGCAUAAAUGCCAGAGCUCAAAUAGCCAUUAUUAGAAGAUGUAAAAUCUGGUUCAAUGCAUGAAUUGCUGAAGUCAUCAAAAGGGAGCAUGGGAAACUUAAUAAGUUCAUUUCUUGUUUAAUUUUUU